CAAGAAAUUGCGGAAGAAUCAUAUCUCCACGGACUGUGUAUGCAUAACGUAUCUACUUGUUUUUCUGCGAGUGCAUUUCAGAUACUUUUUCCGAUUUUGUUCCACGUUGAUCGUGUAUGAAGCGCAUGCUCAGAUUAUCAAACGGUGCAGUUUUUGCUUUAUCGAGGAAUACGGAGGUGAGUAUUGACUUUCAGAGGAUUUUAAAGAUAUAAAUAUGACCACUUCAUGGAGCGACAGACUGCAGAACUAUGCAGACCUUCCAGCCAACAUGGACGGGCUGGCCAUGAAGAAGUACCGCAGAGAGGCUUACCAUAGAGUUUUUGUAAACAGAAGCUUGGCCAUGGAGAAGAUUAAAUGCUUUGGCUUCGAUAUGGAUUACACUCUAGCCGUGUACAAGUCUCCAGAGUAUGAGUCCCUGGGCUUUGAGCUGACCGUGGAGCGCCUGGUCCACAUCGGUUACCCCCAGGAGCUGCUCAGCUUCGUCUACGACCCCGCCUUCCCCACCAGAGGCCUGGUGUUUGACACCAUGUAUGGGAACCUGUUGAAGGUGGACGCCUACGGCAACAUCCUGGUCUGUGUCCACGGCUUCAAUUUCCUACGAGGACCUGAAAUACGGGAGCUAUACCCGAACAAGUUCAUCCAACGUGACGACACUGAACGUUUCUAUAUCCUCAACACUCUCUUCAACUUGCCAGAGACCUACCUCUUUGCCUGCCUCGUGGACUUCUUCUCAAACUGUGACAGAUAUGCAAGCUGUGAGACUGGCUUUAAAGAUGGCGACCUCUUCAUGUCCUUCAAGAGCAUGUUCCAGGACAUCCGCGACGCCGUCGACUGGGUCCACUUCAAGGGCACCCUGAAGGAAAAGACAGUAGAGAACCUUGAAAAGUACGUAGUGAGAGACGCAAAGCUGCCUCUCCUGCUGAGUAGAAUGAAUGAAGUAGCCAAGGUGUUCCUGGCCACCAACAGUGACUACAAAUACACACACAAGAUCAUGACAUACCUGUUUGACUUCCCCCACGGCCCGAAGCACGGGACGGCCCACCGGCCGUGGCAGUCCUACUUUGACCUGAUUCUGGUGGACGCUAGGAAGCCUCUGUUCUUUGGAGAGGGAACGGUGCUCAGACAAGUCGACACAACGACAGGGCGGCUGAAGAUCGGGACCUACACCGGACCCCUGCACCAUGGCAUCGUCUACUCUGGAGGUUCUUCUGACAUCGUGUGUGACCUGCUGGGGGCCAAGGGGAAGGACAUCGUUUACAUCGGAGACCACAUCUUCGGGGACAUCCUCAAGUCCAAGAAACGCCAGGGCUGGAGGACCUUCCUCGUCAUCCCCGAGCUGGCCCAGGAGUUGCAUGUCUGGACUGACAAGAGCUCGUUAUUCGAGGAAUUGCAGGGCCUAGACAUUUUCUUGGCAGAGCUCUACAAGCAUCUAGACAGCAGUAGUAAUGAGAGACCUGACAUCAGUACUCUCCAGAGAAGGGUCAAGAAAGUGACCCACGACAUGGACAUGUGCUAUGGUAUGAUGGGUAGUCUGUUCAGGUCUGGCUCCAGACAGACUCUGUUUGCCUCUCAGGUGAUGCGCUAUGCUGACCUGUACGCUGCUUCCUUCAUCAACCUCCUGUACUAUCCCUUCAGCUACCUCUUCAGAGCUGCUCACGUACUGAUGCCCCACGAGUCAACGGUGGAGCACGCGCACAUCGACACGGACACCGAGUCCCCCCUGGCCACGCGCAACCGCCACUGCACUGACAGCAAGGACCCGGAGUGCUGUAGCAACAGGAACCACAGCCAGCUGACCCGGUCCAUCAGUGAGAUCAAACCCCCCAACAUGUUCCCCCAGACCCCCCAGGAGAUCACCCACUGCCACGAUGAAGACGACGAUGAGGAGGAGGAAGAGUAGAUGGAGGAGGUGUGAUGGCGUGGCCCUAAUCAGGCUUGAUUCCUCCCUAGGAGGAGGAAGAGAGAGAGGAGUGAAAAACCGUCUUGAUUCCUCCCUAGGAGGAGGAAGAGAGAGAGGAGUGAAAAACCGUCUUGAUUCCUCCCUAGGAGGAGGAAGAGAGAGAGGAGUGAAAAACCGUCUUGAUUCCUUCCUGGUGUUUCCCUGAGGGGGUUUUAGAGUAUAUAUACUUCUAGGAAGAUAUAAACUAUAAUGUACUCUAUAGUCCACAGUAAGAGGGGAUAUUGCCAUUGUAGUGUAUCUAUAGGGGAUUUAUAUAGAGAGAAAUGAAGCUACUUUUUAUACUAGAGAUGUAUCAGGAUAUAUAGGUUUUAUUAAUCAGAUCAGUCAACUGUAUGUUAAUACAGUAACAGUUGCUGCUCGGUUCUCCAAAAACGUUGCCCCGUGCCCACCCCUUCAAGUUUUAUGUUUUCAAUGGUCGUGUUUUCUAUGGAUUUUUAUGAUGAAAUGGGAAAAGGUUGACUUGAAGUUGGCCAAUUUUUUUAUUUAUUUUUUAAGUUGAUGAAGCUAAAACAGUUUUUACGGCAUAGGAUGUUGUAGCAGACAAAUAUACAUGAAUACACACAAGAAGCAAAUAUUACGAACACUACUUUUCUCUGUACUGACCUUACACAGUGUCUGGUCAUAGAGAAGAGUUCCCUGUGUGUGUUUACAUAGUACACAUUAAUGCAGGCACCAUACUGUAGUUUGAAUGUGAAGCACUAAGGCGGAAUAGCCUUUGCCAAACAGUAUGUACUGUAUAUAAACUCUAUAUACUGUUUUGCUGUUAUCCUUUUGAAAUGAAAGUGUUCUAGGCUUGCUGUACUGGCGUUGAAAGAACACGCGUAUCGAGUUACAUGGCAAUCCAAAAACAUGGUCCACAAAUGUAUUUCGCACUGUUUGUUAUUUUGGUAAUUUUUUUGCAGUAUAAUUCCUCCCGUCGUGACCCUGCAUAACACAGCUUGUGUGUGUGUGUGUCCGGCCUUGGCCAAUCAAAAGUCGAGUUUGCAUCGUCCUGAGCGACAGUAACCAAGGCAUCCAUAAUUGUACUAAAGAACAGUGUGAUGUAUGUUUUGGGUUACACAAAGCACAAGUCUGAUUGUGGGUAACUAAUUAUCAAUAUUAGCUCGAUAUGACAUGAAGCGUGCUGUCUAUUUAAAGUAUGGUGCACAAUGUAAUCUGUGAUUCUGUAUGGCUAAUUUCAACUGACGUUUUGAAAUGCAUGUAAUGUUGUUUCUAGGCAACCGUGCGUACAGGGUAACGAUUAUGCUGCCUCUGUACAGAUGGGGUCUAUGGCAACUGUUGACGGUCACAUAGGCCUAAUGCUAUUGAGAGGCAGUGACCCAGUAUUACUGUUCUCAUACAUGAUACUGUAAAAAGCAAGACAUUCAUCAUGCAAAAUACCAUAUAUAUUUUUUUGUUCUCCUGUAGGAUGAUAUGAGAUAUGGAAACCUGCAACAUUGUUACACUGUGCAACUAACAUGCAGUAGUAGUUUUACCUUUUUUUACUAAGCUUGGAGUUGUUCGUUAAGUGUUCUCUUGAAUAUUAAAUUGUAACAGUUUUAUUUUUUAUUGCAUAGAACCGCUUUAGUUAGAACUGUCAUAUCCACCCCUACCGAACCAAACCCUCAUAUUCCAUGUGUGAUAAUAUGGUCUGGUGUUUCCUAGUCAUUCUUUGCAGUUAACAUGGAGAGUACAGUGUGUUAUAGGAACAGACCUGGGUUCAAAUACUAUUUAAAAUGUUUCAAAUACUUUAGCCUGCCUGGAGUGCCGCCAGGUGGGCAGAGUUUGUAACUUUUGUGAAAAAUAUGUUGGUUCCACUCCAGGCAAGCUCAGUCAAGCCCCAAUAAAAUAUAUUAAAUGAUUUUGAAUCGUAUUUGAACCCAGGUCUGAUCUACAGUAGGCCUUGAUAUGCAAAAAGUAAAUCCAGGUCAGCCUGGGUGCUCUGACGUGUAGGCCUUGAGAAUGCACGGGCACCAGACAAGCAACCAACGCCUCGGCGAGAGGGUGUUUGUGUCUGACUGCCCCAGAGAGGAUAGGGUGGGCCUGGGAAAAGGACAAGGGUGUGCCCUCCUGACUGGUGGAAUAGCUUGUAGACUCACCCUAGCAGGCCUAUGAAGUAUGGAAGAUGUAUAAAGGACUGUAGCUACACUAUUCUGGAGUUUUGUUGGAUCACUUAGGGGUAAGAAACACUGAAUGAUGCAAAGAAGCACCUGAUAUUUCCCACAAGGGUUGCAUUUGCUAUCUCCAAACCUUUUAAUAUCAAAAAGGAAAUUGCAAUCGUAGAUUAGGCCCACAAUUCCACUGAAACGUUGAGAUAUUAAAAAAAAAAAUUGCUGGAAAAUGUUACCGACUUGGUUAAUAUUAAACUAUCCUGUUUAGCAAUGGAAAUGCUAAACAUUUUCGGUUGUGUGUCCUAAUGAACAUGACCCAGAUGGUAUGCAGUACGGAGGGCAGGACAACUGCCCUGGAAGAGGGACGUUUUUUUGUUAUAGGUUAUCUGCAAUAUCAUAUGUGUAUGCUAUGUAAAACAUGCGUAUCACUUUAUUUCUAAGGCAUGUAGUUGUGUAGCUAGAGGUUUCGAUUGGCCUGUUGAUUUGGGCUGAUGAACGGGAGACCAAUAGCGGGUCUCUGUUUGUAACCUGGUGUUGUUUGCCGAGGCAAGUAGUAAAAAGUGGAAUGUGGGUUCAACUGGGGAUCUUUGUAACAAUUUUAGUAAGAGUAGAAUCUGUUUUAGAGGAACUAUAUAGAGUGAUUCAAUAUUUUAUUACUCUCUGAAAAAAGCUUAUCUUUUUAAGUAUUGAUUUAACUGGAAAUACUACAAAAACACCCGGGCAGCUGUAUUCUUCACCUGGUUGGUUAGUUGAUUUUUUUUGGUCUCAUUACUGACGAAUUCAUAAUAAAGCUUGGUCGUUGGGAGGAAAAUUUGAAGUCCUUUUCUGUCAAAGCACUUGACAAGACAUUAUUUGUAUGCAAUGCCGCAGUACAGUGCAUUAUACAUGUAAACUAAGUUACUAAAAGGCUGGCCAAUGCAAGCAAAUGGCUUACGUCAAAGUUGUUUUAACUGUAUGGCUAGAACCAGGUUAGGGCUACAACUGAUAUGUGGAAGAAAAGAAAACCUGUCCGUCUGAGAAAAAGCUCUGGCCACAAGUUCUACAAGGUCGUCUGUGUAGUAACAAUUGUACACUUAAUAAUAAUAAUACUAAUAAUAAUAGCCUUGCAGACCGAUAUGCUGAAAACUAGGCGAUGUUGAAGAGCAUGUAUUUACCUUGCAUCAGAAAUGGCACCUUUUUCAACAACACCUUGGCUUUACUGUUUGUGUUUGUUUUUUCUAACCAGUGUUUUCAGAUUCGUAGUUUACAAAGUUGUAUAUAAUAUUAUAAGCGUUUCCAUUUACAUGUUGUGGAAGAAAUGUUCCUUAAAUUCUUUAUACACUUUUUUUUCCUUUUUGUUUUUGGCAUUUUUCUAGUUUGACACUUUUUACUAUAAUGGCUUCAGUGAGUGUCUGAGCUAGCUAAACCUGGCCAACAGGUUAAUGCCACCAUCCAUUUAUACAAUUUGUCCAUUUAUACAACAUUUUAACAAUUGCAGACCGAGCGUGACAACUAUCACGCAUUCACUUAUUUUUUGUUUCGUGUAUUUUCUUGGAUGUUCCUCAGAGCGUUUUGUUUCCAGAAUUAUUAUAUAAUGUGUACAUUGGGGAAAUUAAAUUUAUUUGUACAAUAAAAGCUAAUUUUCCAUAAUAAGUCA
This is a messenger RNA of Salvelinus namaycush (lake trout), 5686 nucleotides long. RefSeq names its product cytosolic purine 5'-nucleotidase-like. The transcript is spliced from 18 exons. Gene Ontology annotation, molecular function: 5'-nucleotidase activity. The record is from RefSeq and is a predicted model, not a curated record. The coding region runs from base 215 to 1900 and encodes 561 amino acids. NCBI's taxonomy places the organism in Eukaryota, Metazoa, Chordata, Actinopteri, Salmoniformes, Salmonidae.